This is a messenger RNA of Anolis carolinensis (green anole), 2742 nucleotides long. It is a transcript of the gene as3mt, whose product is annotated as arsenite methyltransferase. The coding region runs from base 129 to 1223 and encodes 364 amino acids. The transcript has 11 exons. The record is from RefSeq and is a predicted model, not a curated record. Gene Ontology annotation, cellular component: cytosol. Gene Ontology annotation, biological process: arsonoacetate metabolic process; toxin metabolic process. Gene Ontology annotation, molecular function: arsenite methyltransferase activity. Lineage: Eukaryota; Metazoa; Chordata; Lepidosauria; Squamata; Anolidae.
AGCCACGCCUCUAAUUAAUCUCCAUAAUUAAUCUAUGGCGGGUCAAUUCUGCUAAGGAGGAGCCCGAGCCUUCCUUGUGUUGUUUUGAUUUAACCCGAAGGUUGGAGAAAGCCCAGAUUGAUCCAAAAAUGGCUGUGGAGAAGAUCUACAAGGAGGUGCAGGACUAUUAUGGCAAAGAUCUGAAGAAAACAGAAGAUUUAAAAACCAACGCUUGUCUUACUCCAGCAAGGCCUUUGCCGGCUUUUAUCAGAGAAGCACUGGAAUGUGUUCAUGAAGAGGUUUCAGCAAAAUACUAUGGUUGUGGCCUUGUAGUCCCAGAAUGUUUAGAGGACUGCUGGAUAUUGGAUUUGGGCUGCGGGAGCGGCAGAGACUGUUAUAUGCUCAGUCAGCUGGUUGGAGAAAAUGGGCAUAUCACUGGGAUAGACAUGACUGAAGCCCAGGUAGAAGUAGCGAAGAAACACAUUGAUUAUCACAUGAACAAAUUUGGCUACAAGAAACCCAAUGUUAACUUUAUUCAUUGCUACAUGGAAAAACUGAGUGAAGCAGGCUUGAAGGGCGAAUGUUAUAACCUUGUAAUCUCCAAUUGUGUGAUUAAUCUUUCCCCUGAUAAACGAGCUGUCCUGCAUGAAGCUUAUCAAAUGUUAAAGGCAGGUGGGGAGAUGUAUUUCAGUGAUGUGUAUGCCAACUGUGACUUGCCAGAGGAUAUCAGGAAACACAGAGUCUUGUGGGGUGAAUGCCUAGCAGGAGCCUUAUGGUGGCAGGAUCUUUACAACAUUGCCAAGGAAGUCGGAUUCCAGCCACCUCGGUUGGUGACCGCCUCCCGGAUAACCCUUGGCAACAAGGAACUGGAAAAUAUUGUGGGCAAUUACCAGUUUGUAUCUGCUACUUUCCGCCUCUUCAAGAUCUCCAAGGAUAGCACAGCACAACGGUGUGAGGUUAUUUACAAAGGAGGAAUCACUGGGCAUGAAAAGGAACUAGAGUUUGAUGUCAACUACAGGUUCAAGCAAGGAGAAAUUGUGGAUGUUGAUGAGGAGACAGCAGCUAUUCUGCAGAACUCCAGAUUUUCUGCAAAGUUCCUGAUCCAACCAUUGGGGAAGAAGCAACCUACUCCUGGGAGACAAAAGCUGAAGAUUGGAGACCCAUUUAAAUUUGUGGAGCAGAUGGAGGCCAAAGGCACUAUGAAAACUCCAUCAGGAUGCUGUGGGCCCAAAGGAUGCUGCUGAACUUCACAGGUUAAUAGUGAAAACCAGAUUUUGAAAAACGCUUUAGAAAUAAUCAAACAAUAAACAAAAAAGGAAUUGCGGUUUCUGAGGAGCAAAAAGAUGGAAUGAAUGCUUUGUGAUGCUUAUUUCAUUCAAGUACGAUGAGAAUCAUAUUGCCAUUGAGAUGCUGGACCAGAAUGCACAACACCUGGAUAGAUUUGAUGGGAAGUGUAAUGCAAUAUCAUCUCAAGAGUUACAUGUUUCCAUCUCUUGCCUAAAAUCUCUUGCUUAAGAGAACUUAAAUUUCCAGCUAAAAUGUAUACUGUUCAUGGUCACAAAUUUGUUGCUGGUUGCACUGACUGAAAUAAUCUGCAAAUGGGGAGAUUGUUCUCUGUUCCAGAUCCUGGGAGUAUUCGUAAAUUAUGUCAUUAGGGUUAAAUGAAUGAUAUCUUUAGAUUUAUCCUUCUCAGCACAGAUUAUAUAAAAAGACCUCCCUGUUCACUGUUACAGCUUAGUAAACAACUCCAGCUAGCAGUAGUGCAUUGGAAGUUUCAGACUUAGGACUUUGGACUGUUCCACACUAAAGCUAUAUGAUGUGAGAUUACUAUAGUUGGGAUUGGAAACAAAUGGAAUGCAUUUGGGAAAAUAUGUGGACUAAAUGCUAGAAGAGGAAAACUGUUAAGAGCUAGGGAAAACUGUAGGAUAGGGAGGGUUUUCUGUGGCCAGACCAGUGUUAUUGGACUGUAGCCCCAUCAGCUGUGCCUGGCAUAUUCAGUGGGGAAAGCUGACUUGGAGUUGAGCAAGGGUAGGUGAGCCACACAUUAACCAAACAUGAAUGUUGAACUGUAUCAAAAUUUCCAGAAUGAGCAGAUAAGCAACAUGAUUCCCUUUUAUCAGAUCUGUGUGUGAGAGAGAAAAGUAAUAUUAAUAUAUUUCCAAUUAUGAAACCAAAUGUGCAGGAAACAUAUUUAUAGAAGCACCUUGUGGAUUUUGCUCAAGAGAGUGUCAUGCAUGGGAUAUUCCUUGCAGGAAGACUAAAAUUCUAGGAUAGACUCAUCUUUGAGACAUCCUUCCUACAACGGGCUAAAAAACAACAGCCAGAUGUGGUAGAAAGAGUAACAUCUAGCUUUAUACCUAACCAGUGGUAUUAGGUAUAGGAACAUCCAAAUUUUCCAGGUCAUGAUGCUGAUACCAACUGAAGGAAUUUGAUCCUCAAAGAUAUUGCUUUGAAUGCGAUUUCCUACUUCUUGGUAGGGGUUUGGACUGGAUAGCCCAUGAGGACUCUUCCAAAUCUAUGAUUCUCUAAGUGCAAUUGUGUUUAUUAUGUCAGAUCUGUGAUUGCCAUGGCUAGAAUUUUAAUAAUUAUAGCUAAGAUUAAAAAGAACAAGAAAUAGUUUUAUAGAAGCUAUUUCAUUUUAGUACUCUGAUAUUGUUUAAUAAUUCUGUAAUAAAAAUGUACAAGAGUGAUUAUUACAUUGAUCACAGUAUAAUAAAAUUAUUUCAUGGAAUAUAUUCAUUAAUAAAAUCCAGUUCUAGUGUA